Molecule: messenger RNA, 1362 nt
Organism: Rhodofomes roseus
Lineage: Eukaryota; Fungi; Basidiomycota; Agaricomycetes; Polyporales; Fomitopsidaceae
Exons: 4
Coding region: 1-1362 (453 amino acids)
Source: RefSeq, a predicted model, not a curated record
AUGACACCAAAGACACCAAGACAGCUCAAUGCUAAGCAGGUCAAUCCCAGUAUCACCUACCAGUCAAUCCGGGAUCUGUUGGGCUUCAAGCGAGACCUUGAAGUCCCUGCAAGUGCACACAGCAGUCUCAACAGUCUCAAGAAGCAGAAUAUCAAUAUUUUGAAUGACUGGGACCAUACGCAAAUUGAUAAAGUGGCACUAUAUGGGAUUUCAAAAUCCAAUGAAGAUGUUGGCAUCUGUACCAAGAAGAUCCAUGAAUUCCUGCGCAAGCUACAGCGAUACCUCAUAGUAUCAUAUGAAGAUGCACAAGAUCUCAUGGGACUGGACCACCCAAGCUCAUCCUUGGUCAUCAAUCAAUCCAUAGAGAACAACAUACAGAAAUAUGAAAGCAACCAAGGGAGAUACUUCAUAACUGACAUGGCAUUUUCCUUUGCACAGGCAAAUAUGGUGGAGGUUUGGAACAUCCAGGAACUUGAGGCUAAGGAGAAGAAUGCAAAAACAAAAGAUCAUGAUGACUUGAAAGCAUCUGUGCCAGAUCUUCUGACAAGGGCUGAUGCAAUUUCUUGUUGUUUUGCUUUGGUGUUCCUAUUAUUGGUUCAACCAGCAAGCUAUAAGGAUACGGAGACAGUGACGGAGAAACACGUUGGCAUUGUGAUUGACACCAUUAUGCGCUGUGCUGCAGGCAAAGGCUUCAAAUUUGGAUCGAACUCCCCUGCUGAGUUGAUCUAUGCACUAUCACGGACUACAAAGGGUGCAAGCCCCGACAUGUUCAUCCAAGCAGAAGCAACAGGCAAACAGACCCAGGUACCCAUGGAAGGCCAAUGGGAUGUUACACAAUCGGAAGACAGCACACUUGCAGAUCAAGCUGUUCCAGAUGUGAUCACCUUCAUUGCUGAAGCCAAACGUGGACCAGAAGAACUCAAAAAAGCCAUCACCCAAAUGAGUGCAGCACUCCAUCCAACAGAGCUGGUUGUCAUCAUCAUGCACUAUGACAAACACAAACUUCCAUAUGACACAGAGGUUGAGCAACUCACCAAGUAUGAACUGGAUGAACUGGAUGUCACAUUUGGAGUGUUCUAUGGUGCCAAUGAUCUCACCAUAGUUGCCAACUACCCUGCUAUUGCCAAGACGAAGAAGAACGGUCAAGAUCAGUAUUCCUGGACUCUGCGCACACGGGUCAUUGCCAAGUAUGCACUUGCUGUGGACAUGCCAGUGGAGGAAGUUUGGAUAGUCUUUGUUGCCAUUCUGACAGUGUCCACACACAAUCAACGCCUUCAGAAGAGGUAUCGACGUCUGGAUGUAGUUCGGAAUUUUACCGACAUCCAUCGACGAAGUGAACAAAGACCAGCAAAAAAGACAUAA